Molecule: messenger RNA, 1035 nt
Organism: Micromonas commoda
Lineage: Eukaryota; Viridiplantae; Chlorophyta; Mamiellophyceae; Mamiellales; Mamiellaceae
Exons: 1
Coding region: 1-1035 (344 amino acids)
Molecular function (GO): 2-oxoglutarate-dependent dioxygenase activity
Source: RefSeq, a predicted model, not a curated record
AUGCCGUCGUCGAGGAUAGAAUUCCACAUGAUCACGAUUCCAACUGUCGGUCGGGGUGGCCAAAUGAGUCCUUUCGCCUCCCGUUCAGGAAACCCGCCACGGGGGCUUCCGACGCAACACUCGGUGCCCUCCAUGUUCGCCACCGCCGCCGCCCGCCGGUCCACCGGCGCGGCAGCGAGGAUUUGGAGAUCCAUCUCGACCUCGACGCAUCGUCUCACGCCCGAUGCGGGCGGCGAGCCCGCUCGGCUCAGGGGCGUGCAAGAGUUUUUGGACUUCAGGCGAGCGCAUCCAGAGCAGUGCGCCGUCGUGGUUGGGGCCCUGGACGAGUGGCCCAUGCUGGGACCAGACUGGGGACCCGAACGGCUCAGGGACGAGCACGGCGACGUUGAGGUACCGUUGGAGGUAUCGACCGGAGGCGCGGACUACCGGGACGCGUACAGGGAGGAUGCGCCUCGGUCACGGAGUCGGACGUUUCAGGCGGAUCACCUGGUUCGACUGGGCGAUUUCAUCGACGCCUUCGUGCUCGGCGGCAGGGACGUUCCACCCGGGGUGAACGCGUACCUCGCGCAGCACGACCUCCUCGCGAGAAUCCCCGAGCUAAGCGACGCGUGCUCGCCCACGCCGCCUCACGUCGGCGACGGCGACGACGCGCAACGCGAGAGGACGAUGCGACGAUGCUGGUUGGGGCCGAGAGGGACGCAAACGCCGCUGCACCGAGACCCGUACCACAACGUGCUGGCGCAGGCGUGGGGGACCAAGCGGGUGGUGUGCUUCCCACCGAGCGAUGAGAAUAAGAUGUACCCGUUCACCGCGAACGGCUUCCUUCGAAACACGUCGACGAUCGAGGACGUGGACGACGCGGACGAGUCCAAGUUCCCGCUGUUUUCCAAAGCCGGGAGGGUAACAACGACGCUCAAUCCGGGCGAGUGCCUCUUCAUGCCGGCGGGGACGUGGCACGAGGUGAGGGCCACGUCGGCGUCGUUAUCGGUGUCCUACUGGUGGGGACGAAGGGGCACCGGACCGGCGGGUGCGUAG